Trametes versicolor FP-101664 SS1 is the source of this 2520-nucleotide messenger RNA. Its product is annotated as cytosine-5--methyltransferase. The transcript has 15 exons. Bases 96 to 2459 code for a protein of 787 amino acids. Gene Ontology annotation, molecular function: tRNA binding; tRNA (cytidine-N5)-methyltransferase activity. Gene Ontology annotation, cellular component: cytoplasm; nucleus. The record is from RefSeq and is a predicted model, not a curated record. Lineage: Eukaryota; Fungi; Basidiomycota; Agaricomycetes; Polyporales; Polyporaceae. Gene Ontology annotation, biological process: tRNA methylation.
AGUAAAUCCCACAAACGAUCCUCCUGGCGGCCUGCCAGCGGCAAUUGCAAACGAUCAAGCGCUCUUUUUUUCGCUGCGCUCCUACCUUGAAAACGAUGGGCAAGAAGAAAGGAAAGGGCUCCAAGGGCCAAAAACGCGGCGGUCGAGACGAUCCUGCGUGGAAUCGCACGGAUGUGAUCGAACGCGAGCACAUGAAAAAUGAACGCCUCGAGAAAUAUUACCGGGCACAGAACAUCCUACCUGAAAGCGAAUGGGAGCCAUUCCUCGAAACUCUGAAAAAUCCGCUGCCUACGACGUUCAGGGUAGCCGGGAGUCGUCAGGCGGCGCGCCUGCUCAACGAGACAAUAAGGGACGUUCACGUCCCACACCUCGGCGGCGUGGUGUUCGAAGGGGAGGCGGUGUCCCCGCCACAGCAGAUACCUUGGUAUCCGGAGGGUCUCGCCUGGCAACUCAAUGUCGCAAAAAGAGUAGUCCGGAAGUCGCCAGAGUUCAAGAAAUUCCACUCUUUCCUCGUGUUUGAGACCGAAGUGGGAAACGUCUCAAGACAGGAAGCAGUUAGCAUGCUUCCGCCUCUCUUCCUUGAGGUGGAACCACAUCACAGAGUAAUCGAUAUGUGUGCCGCGCCGGGCUCGAAGACCGCGCAACUGCUGGAGGCCCUGCAUGCCCAAGACACGAUCACCUCCUCUUCCAUCCCGUCCGGCCUCCUCAUUGCGAACGAUAGCGAGUACAAGCGCACGCAUCUCCUCAUCCACCAAUCCGCCCGACUACCUUCUCCCGCGCUCAUGGUCACGAACCUUGACGCGUCGAUCUUCCCUGCCAUCAAGAUUCCCUCGGAGCAGACGACCUUCCCGGAGCACACCAAGGCGCGCGUCGCGGCGAAGACACAGUAUCAGCUCAUGUUCGACCGCAUUCUCUGCGACGUGCCGUGCAGCGGUGACGGCACGAUGCGCAAGAACCCGGGCAUCUGGAAGCACUGGUCCCCGAUGGACGGCAAUGGCCUGCACAGCCUACAGCUUCGUAUCCUGCAGCGAGCGAUGCGCAUGCUGAAGAAGGGCGGCCGCAUCGUCUACUCGACGUGCUCGCUGAACCCAGUCGAGAACGAGGCAGUGGUCGCGGCUGCGUUGAAAUCGAUCCCUGGGUUCGAGCUCAUCGAUAUGUCGAAUCACCUCCCCGGGCUCGUCUACCGUCCCGGGAUGACCUCAUGGCGGCCGAGCGUGAGCAGGGAGGUCAACACCGACUUUGCGACGUACGCGGAUUACAUACAAUCGCUCGACGAGGAGCAGCGCAGCAGCACGAAGAUGGUCGAGACGCAGUGGCCGCCCUCGGCGGAGGAGGCGGAGGGCCUGCGUCUUACACGCUGCUUCCGGAUCUAUCCCCACCUGCAGGAUACUGGCGGUUUCUUCAUCGCGAUCUUGCAGAGGAAACCGCCGGCAAAGGCUCCCGCGACAGCUAGUGCAUCCAGCGAAAGCAAGCGGAGUGCAGACGCUGUGGAAGGCCUGGACAAGUCUGAUGUCAAGAAGCCGAAGCUCGACAGCGACACGCAGGAUGGGCAGGUAGACGAAGCCGAAGACGUGGAAGAGGUAGCAGUCCCUGAGGAGACCACGGACGAACCCACGGCAGCCAUGGAUGUGGACAAGCCGUCUGGCUCUAACUCAGAGCCUAAGAUACGCUUCAAAAAGGGCAAAACGGCCGAGGGCGCCAGUGCGCACUUCAAGGAGAACCCGUAUACGUUCAUUGACCCGACCGACCCCAUCAUCACGGCAUGCUCCGAGACCUUCGACCUGAGCCCGGACUUCCCCGCAUCGAACACGCUCGUGCGGAACCCGAUCGGCGACACCGUGCGCUCGCUGUACAUGGUGAACGACAUCGUGAAGAGCAUCAUCAAGCACAACGACUACGCGCGCAUCCGGCUCAUGACCGCCGGCACGAAGGUGUUCGGCAAGCAGGAGGGGACCGAGGCGAAACGCGAGGGCACGGAGACGCACUUCCGUGUGCUCGCCGAGGGCCUGCCCGUCGUGCUGCCCUACAUCGGGCCCAAGGCCGUCGUGCAAGCGGACUUCGCGGCGCUCAAGACACUGAUGGAGGCGUACUACCCACUCACGUCGGGCUUCGCGGAUCCGUUCCGGUCAAUGAUCGAAGCACGAACAAACGGCAGCUAUGUUGUCCGCUUCCAGCCUGGCCAGCUCGGAGAUGCGACGCUCACACAUGAGCUGGUCCUGCCAAUCUGGAAGUCGAACGUUUCGCUCACCCUCAUGCUCGAUAAGCGCGCGAAGAGCGCCUUGAGCUUGCGGAUCUUUGGAGACGACAUUACUACUGUCGCUCGUGACGCGUCUGCAGCGAAGAAGCAGAGAGACCAGGCCGCCAUUGCAGCCUCAGAGGAGACGCCCAUCAUCGAGGAUGAGAAGGCUAAGAACGUUGACCAAGUCGACGUCGACGCAGAAGAUAUUGAUGAAGUGUGAGCAUAUGUAUGUGUAUGUACGUAGAAGUAGAUGUAUGCAGCACUAUUGCUUUAUGAAUCGG